Mesorhabditis belari is the source of this 1518-nucleotide messenger RNA. The record is from the annotation of a GenBank genome assembly. Lineage: Eukaryota; Metazoa; Nematoda; Chromadorea; Rhabditida; Rhabditidae.
AUGUCUCUCCCAGAAAUCGCAGACGAAAUUCCAUUUCAUUUGCAAAUCUUAAACAAUUCUGUUCUUUAUGGAAACGAUAAAGCGUUAUCUGAUGUAAACGGUUGUAUUCAUUACACAGAUCUUCGUCCAUUAUCGAAUCGAUAUGCGAACGCGUUGAGGGUUUUUGGGAUAAAACGCGGAGACAAUGUUCUUAUCGUUUUCUCGAAUCGAAACGAAUAUCCUCUUGUUUUUCUCGGAGCGGCUUUGCUUGGAGCGACCAUUUCAGGGGCAAGUCCGCAAUUGACAAGAGAUGAAAUCGAUCACCUUUGCAAAGAAGCUAACUCGAAAUUAGUAAUUGUUGAAGAAAAUGUAGAAUACUUUCAAGAAACAGGAGAGAUUAAGAUUCUCAAUAUCAAUGAGUUUUUGUCAAUCGUUAACGAAGCAUCCAGUAAUCCAUCAGAAAUUGAAAACUCUGCGAGUCUUGAUGAUGUUUUGAUUGAACCGUUCAGUAGUGGAACAACUGGACUCCCAAAAUGUGUCCAAUUAACUCAUCGCAAUUAUAUCUCGGCAACAAAAAGCCUUUCAGAAGCUUUAUUCUCUAAACUUUCAUUGACUAAAGGUCGACGUUGUACCCUCGCUUUUCUUCCAUUCUAUCACGGUUCAGGCUUUUGGGCCUUAGUCUAUUGCCUCCUUGCUGGGCAUCAUUCUGUUAUACAAAACGAGUUUCAUCCAUUGAUCAUGAUGAAAGCGAUUGAGGAGCAUAAAGUAGAUGUAAUCAACGUUGUGCCAUCAAUCGUCUCAGCUCUCCUCCGUCUUCCCAUUGACUCCUUCAACCUCUCAUCUCUUUCUCUUGUCCUUGUCGGAUCAGCUCCACUUGGAAGAGAGCUCAGCGAGGCCUUUAUGAACAAAUUUCCACAAGUGAAACAUCUGAUACAAGGUUAUGGAAUGAGUGAAGUGGUGGUACUCUCUCAUUUAACACCGCUUGAGGCUGAUUCAGAGCAAUGGGGAAGUUGCGGGCGUUUGUUGCCGGGAUCUCAAGGAAAAUUGAUCGAUGAUGAUGGAAAUGAAGUGAAAGAAGAUGGUCAAUGGGGAGAGCUCUUUCUGAAAUCAGAAGCUGUCUUUAAAGGUUACAAAGGAGGACAAGAAAGUGGAAAAGAUAAGGAAGGAUGGCUGAGAACAGGCGAUAUUGCAUACAAAGAUUUGCGGGAUUUCUAUUUUAUCGUUGAUCGGAAGAAAGAUUUAAUUAAAGUCAAUGGAUUACAAGUGGCACCAGCUCAAUUGGAAGAAGUCCUUCUCACUCAUCCAAAUAUCGCUGAAGCUGUUGUGGUUCGAACAGAGCAUCCUCAAUAUGGAGAAGUUCCUAAAGCUUUUAUUAUAGCUGCUGAAGGGAUGACUAUUGAUCCAAAAGAGAUACAAGAUUAUGUGAAAGAACGAGUGGCACCAUUCAAACAACUUCGAGGCGGCAUUGUGCUUUGUAACGAGCUACCAAAGACAAAAUCCGGAAAAAUCGCCAAAUCUAAACUUCAAGAUUAUCAAUUU